CGUUAUGUCAAUAGGUUAUGAUUAUGCUUCUUAAAUCGUGAUUCAUACAAAAUGUUCAUUUUGUUAUUUUUGUACAAUCUACACAAAUUUCUUCUUUCUUAUAACUUAUAAGAUAUCAUCAUGAAAUUUUCACAAAAACGUCUGAAUAAUCCAACUGUAUUCGCCUCAACAAUCCCCGUAACCUUAAAAGAAUCAAGAUUCCUUCUCUGGGUUCACCCCACCACCAUUUUCCCGCCAAAACCUUGAGUCUGCCAUUUAUUACCACAGUGGUCAGUGGUGAUAUUCCCCAUUCUCACAUUCUUUCACAUAGAGUGUGAAAAAUGAUGAUGGGUGCAUCCAAUUUGAUGAUGGGGUUAACCCUGGUGCUUGUGGUCUGUCUUGCUGUGGUUCUUGGUUUGGUGCUGGUUCUGUUAGCUGAGCUCUACUGCUCCAUCCUCCUCCGCCGCCGUCAACUUCAACAAACCACCACCGCCGCACCUCUAACCAUAGUAGACAACAACAACAACAACUCAUCUUCUCCUCCUCCUAGUUCUGCUCUUCCAUCGUUAAGCGAUAUCUACUCACAAGGGGUCCUUGCAGCUCCAAGAAGCAUCCUUUACCCUUCACUCGCCGGCGACGACUUAGAGAAGCAGCAAGAGCUACCUCAACCGCCGGAAAAUCAAGAAAAUAACCAAGAUGGGUAUAUUCGGAAAGGUUGUUCUGGGAACUCCGGUCGUAUAGAGAAGGAUUUGGUUUACAUUUCGAACCCUAUGUUUGAUGAUGAGAAUGGACGUCGGAGCAAGGCGGGGAAUACUCCAUUUGAGACGCCGGACACGUCGCCUUCGCGGCUGGAGUCAGAGGGGUCGUCUGGUGAUGAUGAACGGGAUGAAAUAACGUCUUUGAAGGUGGUGGUGACGCCGCCGAUAACGCCGAUGAAGAAGCUUCCCGCUGAGGUGAAGUCGGUGGCGUCGGUUAAAGAUGAUGAUGCUGGUCGUGGUGGCGAUUUGAAUAGCAACAAUGGAGCUUCGUCGUCUUCCUCUUCGGGAACUCCUUGCACUUCUCUGUCGUGGUGAACUAUUCGAGGGGUUAAUUUUUUUUUUUUUUACAUAACUGCAUUUGUAAUUUAGUUUGCUACUAACCAAUGAAAAAACUUAAAAAAUUAACCUAGUUUAAUAAUUUUUGUAUUUUUAGAAUUACAAUGGUUAGUUUAUAACAAUAUUGGAGUUAAAAAAUUAUGAAGUGGCAUUAAAUUUACUA
Molecule: messenger RNA, 1236 nt
Organism: Lactuca sativa (garden lettuce)
Lineage: Eukaryota; Viridiplantae; Streptophyta; Magnoliopsida; Asterales; Asteraceae
Source: RefSeq, a predicted model, not a curated record